Debaryomyces tyrocola is the source of this 582-nucleotide messenger RNA. The record is from the annotation of a GenBank genome assembly. NCBI's taxonomy places the organism in Eukaryota, Fungi, Ascomycota, Pichiomycetes, Serinales, Debaryomycetaceae.
AUGUCAGGUAAGGUGACAUCACAAAGGUCUUCUCAAAGACAGACACCUGAAGGAGAUCAGGAAGAAAUAACAGCACAAAAGGCUUUGGAACUUUACAGAAAUGCAUUAAAUUUUAAUGUCAUAAGUAGAUAUGACGAAUUCAUAAAACAAUUGCUUUACCAUACGUCUCAUUGUGUGAUAUACAAGUUCAACGACGAAACACAGGAAUGGGUGAAGACGGAUUACCAGGGAACUUUGGCGUUAUAUUUGCGUGAUUUCAAGGUUCCACAGAACCAGGGAUUCCCACCAACGUACCAGGACUUGCAGAACCUCUUUUGCUACGGAUUGCUUUUAUUGAACAGAAACAACCCCGAGUGUUUUUCGUUAGGGCUUUUACCAAACAAAAUCAUCAAGCAUUUUUUCCCCCACGGGUUGAAUAAUAUGAACAUUUUGGAAAUGGACGUCGAGCUUAAUGACAAUUUGAUCAUCGUCAAGGACUUGGUUGGCGAUAUAUACGGUUUGUGGGUUUUCAAUGAAGACGACAGAAUGAAGUUAUACAAGUUACUCGAGUUCUGUUUGACAAAUGACUCCUCUAUGCUCUAG